ACAGAGAGACAGGCGGAGAGGUCCUGUCACAGCAAAGCGAUAACACUAGUCUGAACAAAAAAAUAACAGAUAACGAGCUACUCUGCUUUGGUUUGCUGUGACCAGCAAAUCCGGGCUCUGGGCGGCUAAAUAACAUACUAUAACAUCGGAAUAUUGCAACACCAGAGCCAAUCUCACUAAUCAGUCGGUAUCAGCCUAGUUUAAUGUGUUGCCGUGAAGCCUUAACUAUCUCUCUUUCCCUCUCAGACCAAAGAAAAAAAGAGACAGCCAAGACACUGUCACCCCGUCCGACAUCAUCAACAAACAAAAACCCCACAAAGAGACGAACCAGCCAACCAGCCAGCCAGCCAGCCAGCCACCAUCUUAACAGGCUGCUGAAAGAGACACACACAGAGAAAAGAGGCUAAUGCUUAUUUUGAUCAACAGGUUGUUAAGGUGAUGGUGGACUCUGACAACCGAGACUGAGGACCUAAACCAGUACCAAAAAAAUAAAAAAAGACUGGACAGCAAGAAGUGCAGCCUACAUAAUAUUUCGAACACGGAUCUACAACACACUUGAUCAAACUCAAAGCUGCAUUGCACAGCUGUUAAGCAUAAGAGGAGCAACGGCCCUGGACCAAAGGUAGCCGAUGCUACGUGGAGUUUAAGACCUUCUUAAACCAAAGUCAAAGAACGGACCUGUGUGGAGUUACGUGGACCUGAUAAAGAAAUGGAGGGAUAUUAGUUUGGGCCUGACGCCUGGCUUCUGCUUCCCAUUAUUGCGUGGAGUACGGAGGGACAGUAGCCGAACUGUUGGCUGCUGCUGGACGGACCGGCACGGCUUAGGGUCGAAUCAAGCCGCUUCAACAGAGCUGAUGCCAAGGCCAGGAGUCAGCCAUGAUGUUUUUAUAACCUGAUGAUCAGCAGAGAGAUGGUGAGGAAGAAGAAUCCCCCUAUCCGGAGUGUGGGAGGUGAGGAGGAGGAGGAAGAAGAGGGGAGGAAGCCGGCAGGAGAAGAGGAAGAGGAGGGAGAGGAGGAAGGGAGAGUGGGAGCAGAGGCCGAACGAAUAAACCGACCAUCUGAACCCGAAUCCUCCGACCGGAUCAGAGGAGAUGAGGAGCCGGAGGAGGAGGAGGAGGAGGAGGAGGGAGAAAGCGAGUGUGUGUCCUCAUCUGUCUCUCCCUCAUCAGUUGGUGAGCGCUACAGCAAUGAGGGGAGAGGGGGGAGGAGAGCAGGAGGGGGGAAGGCCAAACAAGGAGAAGCGGGAUUGACAGACAGACCCGAGAGCCAGUCGGAACCUGAGGAUGGGGAGAAGGGGGCAGAGGAAGGAGAGAGGAGCGAAAGAGACAGAGGGAGGGACGAUUAUCUCACGGCUCCUCUCCUCUCUGCUCCCCUCCUCCCCCCCAGACAGGAAGGAGGGGAGGAGUCCACAACUGACACCCCUCCACUUUCCUCCAGCCCCUCUCCUAAACUCCAGGACUUCAAGUGCAACGUGUGCGGUUACGGUUACUACGGCAACGACCCCGCCGACCUGGUGAAGCACUUUAGGAAGUAUCACCUGGGUCUGCACAAUCGCACACGGCAGGAUGCUGCCCUCGACACACACAUCCUGGCACUCCACAACAUGGCUCCCCAACACACUCCUCUAGAUAUACAAGCAGGACAGGGGCAGAGGAACCAAGCCAAAGAGUUGGGGAAAACAAGACCAGAUAUGCACAUUCAACAGCACAGGACAGUCAUGAUGAAUGGCACGUAUGACGUACAGGUGAUGCUGGGUGGCACGCUAAUUGGGAUUGGCCGGAAGACCUCUGAUUGCCAGGGGAAUACGAAGUACUUUCGCUGCAAAUUCUGCAACUUCACCUACAUGGGCAGUAACUCCCUAGAACUUGAGCAACACUUUGUGUCCUCGCAUCCAAAUAAAGUCAAAACUCCACCCUCCACCCCCCUGCUGGCCACCAAUAACCUGGCAACGCACGACAACCAGGGGAAGGGGAGGAGUCAAAUCCUAGACGGCGCUGAGCGAGUCGCCGUGAGAGCGGACGACGAUUCCUUGGCCGGGUACUCCAUCCCAGUGAGGGCGUGUUCAGAUUCGUCAGGCUGGACAGGGGAGCCGGGUCGAGAUGCUGUGCAGACAUAUUAUUGGUGUAAAUUCUGUAGCUGGAGUUGUGAGUGGUCAGGGGGCUCGGCGAAGCUUUUAGAGCACUAUGAACAAAGACAUAGAAUGAGCACGGGAGGUACUAUGAGCCCCAGCAACUCUAAUCCUGGGGGGAUGGACAGAGAGAGGGAGAGAGGAGGGAGAAGAGAAGGAGAAGAACGAGGCCACAUGACAUCCAAAAGCCGCAAAGAUCUAUCAUCCAACCCAUCCAGCACCAGCCAAGGAGACCCAAACAGCAGUGAUUCAGAAGCUGUCGUGACCAGUUAUAACUGUCAGUUGUGCGAUUUCCGGUACUCAAUGGCCCAUAGUGCAGAUGUGAUCGUAGUAGCACCGUUACUACUGCACUACCAGCACAACCACUCCAUCCACCGAUGCUGCAUUCAGCACUGCAUGUAUUGUCCACAGGGGCUCUGUCAGCCACAUAAACACCUGGGGGAGGUGUCUCACCCCUUUGCUUGUCGGAGGCCCUCCUGCCCUAAAUGCUGUUCCAAGUUUCCUCCGUCCACCAAGCAGCAGGACUCCAUCGGAUCGAAACCUGCUACCGCCACCUCACCUAGCAUGACCCCUCCUAAUCCUAGAGGGGACCCCGGGGUGAUUUCGGGAUCAACUUUUCGCCCCUAUGACCCUGCCCAUCCUGUUGUCACACAAGGUGUCACCCACUUGUGUGACCAGUGUGCUUUUGCUACCACCGACAUUGACGUGUUGCUCCAGCACUACGAAAGCUGCCACACCCUCAUUAACCUAAAGGGGGCAGCGCCACAUGUCAAGGCCGAGGAAGAGGUUGGCGGAGACAAGGAAGGGGGGAGAGGAGGUGGAGGAGAGAGGGAGUACUCUUGUACAAAGUGUCACUUCAUCACGGAAGUGGAAGAAGAGAUUUUUAGACACUACAGGCGUGUCCACGCGUGUUGCCGUUGUCGACGCUGUGACUUCACAGCUCCUGAUUCGUCAGCCCUCCUCGACCAUUUUAACUCGGCCCACUGUCAUGACUCCUCUCCCUCAUUAAGCUCACUGACAACGACCUCCUUACCCACCUCACUGACGCCUUCGUUAACACACUCAGCCAAUGGCUGCUCAGCUCCCUCUACCUUAGCCAUUAAAGAAGAAAGCAAGGGGGAUCUUCGCCUCCUCUACUCCCUUGCACCGCCUGAGGGACUGUUGGCAGAAGGAGGCAGAGAAGAGGCAGGAGGGGUGGUAAAAAGUGAGGGAGGUGAGGAGAAAGAAAGAGAGCGGGAGAAAGGCUGGGUUCUUGGGGAGACAAGAGGACUAGGGGAAAGAGGAGGUGAGCAGGCCCACGGUUUGCUCUGGGUGCCCAAGGAGCGAAUGGGACCAGAACGAGGAGUAGAAAGAGGAGCAGGAGGUGGAAGCCCCUCUCUUUUCUCCUCCCCACUCUCAUUGUCGUUUGUUUCAGCCAAUCAUGAGGCCUUGCAGCAGAAAAGAGGCGUAGCUUCGCCUAGCAUGGUUUACCUGGGAGACACCAAGUCAUUUUUGGGAGACACCAAGUCGUUUUUGGGAGAUACCAAGCUGUACAGCGUAGGAAGGCCAGGAGGAGCCUGUGCAGGUGGAGGCGGAGGGGAGAAACAGAGCCAGAUGCCUCAGCAGUACACAGGAGGAGGAGGAGGAGGAGGAGGAGGAGGAGGAGGAGGAGGGAGUGGCGCUGGAGGAGGGCAGGAGAAAGGAGGAGCCGCUAAAGAGGAGUCGCAAUCCCUUCUACGGCGCCGCAGAGGCAGCGGGGUCUUCUGUGCAAACUGUCUGACCACCAAGACAUCGUUGUGGAGGAAGAACGCAAAUGGAGGCUACGUCUGCAACGCAUGUGGUUUAUACCAAAAACUGCAUUCGACACCCAGACCUCUAAACAUCAUAAAGCAGAACAACGGUGAACAAAUCAUCCGCCGCCGAACCCGAAAACGGCUCAACCCUGAUUCGCUGUCAUCUGAGACCCCCGCCCCAAAACAACAACGCAUCACCAGCGAGGAGCGCGUGAAUGGCGAGGAGUUGGACAGAAGCUGUGCAUCGAUCAAAAACCAGCAGCCUUCCCCUCGCUCACGCUCACCCCGAUCCACUCAAGCCUUUCUAGCCAAUCAAACAUUGGAGAUCCACCGACGCAUGCCUCCUCUGCUCCUCCCUUCACAUCCCCCCUCCUCAUUGGUAGCUGAGGGCAAUGGGGGCAUUGUUGAGGGAGGGAUAAUAUCAAAAGUAGAGGGAGGUAAAGGAGGAGGGGGAUCAGAAAGAGGCAGUCCGAUUGAAAAGUACAUGCGUCCAUCCAAACCGUCUAGUUAUUCGCCUCCUGGUUCACCGAUUGAAAAGUAUCAGUACCCCCUUUUCUCCUUACCCCUUCCAUUAACCCUCUCACCUGAUUUGACCCCUGAGUCUGAUUGGCUCAGAUUCUGGACCAAGUAUAAGAUGGCAGCUGCCUCUGGGGUUCCUGGUAGCAUCAGUAAUCUAAGCAGCCCUGGUAGCCUUGGAAAUAACGCUCAUUAUCUCGGUGCAAUGGUGGCUCCAGUGCAGCAUCAUCAGCAAAGCUACACCGUGCCUUACUGCGCCUCUCCCUACUCUCCUCUGCCCCCUCCUCCAGCCCCUCCUCACUAUCCUCCUCCUCCUCUUCAUUCCCAAACCUCAUCACCAUCAUUAGAAAACGAUGCUCCUUUGGAUCUCGCAAUAAGACAAAGAGAUACAAGUGCUGCACAUGCACACAUGUCAACAAAUGGUGCAGAGAGGAGAAGGCAAGAGUCGCCACUUGCUGAGAGGUUGAGGGAAAACUGGAAAGGGGAGAAAGAGGAGGAAGAGGAGAGGAUAGAUGAAGGAGGGAACCAUAGGGAGGAGAUAGGAAAGGAGGAAAAGGAUCAUUCGACAAAAGGUCGGUCAAGUGUCGCAUCGAAUCCCGCGAUGGUGGAUGUGGCCACACAGGAUGACCUGACCAAUCGCUGCAUCCACUGUGGGAUCUACUUCCUAGACGAGGUCAUGUAUGCCCUGCACAUGAGUUGCCACGGCGACCAGGGACCAUACCAAUGCAGUUUUUGCCUCCAUGUGUGUGUGGAUCGCUAUGAUUUCACCACACACAUACAGAGGGGCUUACACAGGUACACAGACAAAACGUCACAAAAGAAAGGUCACGGGCAAGACGGCGUGAUUCAGAACGCCACGGUGAUGUCGGAGCACGAGUGUCAAAAUGUGACGCCGGAGGAAAAAGAUGAAGGUGAUCAGAGCGAGAUCACCGAGGAUAGCACUGACGUCAUAGAAGUUAGUCAUGACAGCCAAGCAAAAGAAACUACAGGCAACGAUGCCACUGACAAUGAAACAGAAGUUUUAAAGGAGGUAAGAGGAGAAGGUCAUGACGUAACAAACCAGGAAAUGGGAGAUGAAACGGUGUCAGAUAGUAAUGAUGACAUCACAGAAGCCACAGAGGCCACGACUGUUUCUGAAUCUAAAAACUUAGAUGAGAACACAGAGAGUAAUUAAUCUGACGCCUUUGACUCACACAAACAUUUAAGUGCGCGUGUUAUUGAAUGAAUAAGCUGUCUGCCUCCACGUUCCUGGAGGCUAGCUCAUGUCAAAAUGGCCUAUCCUGGGCACUAAAUGGAACACAUCCUUAUGCUGGAAGCACUCGGCUGUCAAAUGGUCAAAAAUCAUCGUAGGAUCCCGCUGAACUGCUGCAGGGACAGUUUGGAGAAAUAGCCUGAAUCCUGUGUUGAGUGACGGUCACUUGACAGCUCUGUGGCAAGUAUUUAACAACGGAGUCCGGGCAUGCAGCUGAAAUCACCUUUUAAUAAACAGCCACUUCAUGUGCUUUCCAAAUAAGAGGAUUGGAAGCUUGACUGAAAGUUGGACUGGCUUCAUUUUUGAGGAUGAGUUUGAGGAGCUCAGCACUUGCACAGCCACCAUACAGCAGAGCAAAAAAAAAAAAUAAGAAAAAUGCUACAGGCAAAACACUUUAACUGAACUGAGCUGAUCUGUUAUGCACCAUGCUAAACUGAACCACCGAGCUGGGCCAAACUAGUCUGAAGCAUCAUUCAGACUGUUUUAUCUUGGUACAACCAGAUCUGAUCUGGUUAGAACUGCUUUGUUCUGGUCCAGAGCAUGUUUUUAUGCACUGUUUUACUGCUGUGCAAAUGGAUCCAAAACCAAAACUUUUUUUGACUUGUUGAACCUGGUCAGAGUUCAACCAGUUUGUUUCUGCGCUGCAGUUGCUGGUGUUACCUUGGUACAAAAGGAUCAGUUGGUUUCUUUCAUUAGUGCCCUGUUGUUUCUGAAACUGGCACAAAAAAAUAAAACUUGGCCUAAUCACCGCUGCUGCAAAGUGGCCCAAAAUUGGUGAUUGGUUAGGUUUGAUUUGACCGUGACUUAUUGAACUGAUUAAAUCCAGUUUCAACUGGUAAAACCGGUGUAAUUCCGGAACGAAGUGUUCUCCUCAUCCAUUAGGAUGAAACCAAGUGACAUUAUUUUCUACUUUCCUUCGUGCCAUGAUACUAGCUACGUGCCUGGCUGCCUGCCUAAUAGAACAACCAUCUAUUAACCUGCUUAACAUUUAUAUUAAUGAUAAUAAUAAUAAUAAGUAUGAUGUUAUAGUACACAACAUGCAAUUUGCUAAACUUUCCUAUAUAAUGUUAUUUUGUAAAAGCAAAUAAUGCUUUUUUUUUGCAGGAAAUGGUACUAUAAAAAUUAGUCUAUUUGAGUUCUUUACUUUUUGAGCUAUUUGUUGUUUUUGUUCUCAUGGAGACUUGUUACAUUGAUAACAGCCGUCUAAUAGAAAUGGUACUGCAAGAGAGGGGGGGUUGUGUGUAUGUGUGCAUUUGUGUAAUUGCGUUUGUGUGUGUGCGGAUCAAAGGAUGCAUCCGUCCCCAAACGAUGAUGUAAACAUAAUGAAGGCUUGCGCUCGGUAUUUCAGUCCUCAGGGGUCACACGUGUUGCACACCAACCCACCUGUUUCAUAGCAUGUGACACAUCAUUUUUACAUGUUUAACGGUCUGAUGGUUUUAGCAUGUUACAUUAUGUUCUCUUAUACAUAUAUGUUCUUAUCAUGUUCUUUAUGUGUUAAUAGGUCAAAAUGGUCUUAGCAUGUACCUUUAUUUUCUGUAUGUCUUUCACAUGUUGUUAGGUUACAUAGUUUUAUAGAGAGACUUAGUAACUUAGGGAAAUCAACCCUAAAUGUUAUCAUAAGGAUCAAUUAUUUGGGUUAACUGUACAAACUUUUGCUCUGUAUUGAGAUUACAGAGCUUCUCGCCGACAGUGUUUUAUUCAGUAUUUCUGAGAGUUCGGUAGGUUACCUCUAUGUAGCAUGUUAGCGUCUUAUAAAAUCUGCAACAUACUUUGCCUUUUCUAUGGAUGGGAACUGUUAGACCUAAAUAAUACUAAAAAUGUUACUUUUUAUAAUUCACUGAAGUAAAAUGAUCAUGUCAACUCCAACUAACUCAUCCCGCUUCUCUGCCAUUCAUUGCCCACUUUUGGGCUCUAAAUCAGUCUCUUAAGUUAAGAAAAAGACCCGCCUGAUGCCAUAACUGAGUCUUUCUUUAAACCACAUUUUCAUUGACAGUCAGGUCCUUGAAAGUCCCCCUACUCUUCAGAAUGGAGCAACACAAUGGCCAUCUUGUAUAUUUUUAUGACGAGAAAAUCACUUCUCCUGCCUUGCUGCCUUAGUUGCUAGAAAACAAAAAUCACCAAGGGGAAGAAAGUAAUAAUAGGCCGAAAGGAAAUAAAAGACAGGAAGGAAGAAACAAUGAGAACAAGAUAUUUUUUUACGCUUAUCCAAAAGACAUGAAUGGAAAAUAUUCCGCCUAGUGCCUGGUAACUUGUACAGUUUUUCUAAUAAGUAUCUGUCAGUGUCAAAUUGUUAUGUAAGUUAUGAGUCAUGUCAGGCAAAUAAUUCCCAUGUAUCAAUAUGUCAGUCAUCCAUUAUAAAUGCUUGAUUUCAGCCUAGCUGUCUGAUUGGUCAGACACCUGUUCACACUUGGCAUUUUCAGCCCAUGAGAAAGACCCACAUGUGGUUUUAAAAAAUGAAAUUGGUUGCUAUGCUAACUGUCAAUCACUAGUUUGAACUAUCUUUCAUUAUUGCAUGUACGUAAACAACUCUGUAGAAAUGUUGAGACAUAUGCCUCGGUAACUUUUGAAUGAAAGAUGAAAUACCAAGAAGAUGUUCUGUACUGGUUUAUUUGGAGAUGGUAUGCAGUCAUGUCACCAGAGUGCCCAUAUCAUGGUAAAGGUAAAGGUCAUUCUUAGAUGUUAUUAUUCGAGGGAGGAGUUUAUUAUUAAUAUGUUAUAAUACAUUUCCUUGGGAAUUAAGUCAAGACCGUUUUGUGUGCAACAGGUCAAAUUUCACUUUUUUCUUUUUUAAACCAGCAGUGACCUGAGACUCCUUUCUUGCAGAAAUGUUUAAGACACCAAGGCCUUAACACCCAGAAAACCUUUUUAACUAGCACCGUACACAGUACACUGCACACAGUACUGAAUGUCACAUUGAAACGCUAAGAAACCUUUCAAACUGUUGAUGCAACAUCUGUCUUAUCACGGUCACUGUUGAGAGAAGACGUCUCACUGCUGCAGUAUCAAUGCAAAGAAAUCACACCCACACACAUUCACGUGUGCCACCCUUGUGUCCGACACACGUCCCACUCUGGUGUCAUGUGUAGGGAUUUUUUCUUGUUUGCUUAUGACCUUUUACCAUGUAUGGCUCCACUAUUCAUAACACACUGAUGAAUCCAAUUCAAAAAGCAAAGAUAUGUGAUUUGAAUUGUCCUUAUUCUAGGAAAUCUCUUGUGCUAAUGUGUAAUGUUUUUCUUAGAAUAUUACAUUGUUUAUUUUUUAGUUAUGGGCAUCUCUUAAGGGGCUGCUAGCAUAAUGGAAACUGUUUACAUUUGCAAAUGUAGCAAAAAAAGGCAAAUGAGUCCAGCAGUGCUUUCUUAAAAGCCGGAACAAAAAGAAGGAUUGAGUGAUACCUGCCGAGAUGGAUAGAUGGGUGCCUUUGAAGAAUAUGUGGGCAGAAGGUGGAUGAAUAGAGAGAGAAUGGGAUCAAAUGAUGCGUGUAGUGGCUGAUAAAAAGAGGUCUAUGUAUGCCUUUCAUCUCCUAUCUUAUGUUGUCUAUUUACCUCCCUUCAACAUCACUUGUGUCUUUCUCUGUAGUCCAAUUUGACUUCAUCUCUUUCUCUUGAUCUCUCCACCUGAUACUACUACCCUCUGCCACUCAUCUCUUCUGUAUUCCUCCACUAUCCUGAAUCCCUUCUUUUGUUUAAAGGUAUUUUCAGCUGAUAGACAGGUUGAGGGGGUUUAAAUGGGAGUUAGAUGAUUGUGUUGCGCCCAAAAAGCUGAUGUUGACUCAGUUGCCCCAAAACUGACAACCUCAUGAUCACUUUGUCGAGGUUGAAUUAUUUUUCCUACUUGAAUAGGCCUUCAGGUUUGUCGAAAGAAAUUGUCACCAGCAGUCAAAUUUCAAAUACUUGCUCAAAGCAGUGUGAAUUUUCUCAGAUUGAGCUUUCUUUUGCCAACAGUAUUCCCAUUUGAUAAAAAUUCAACAUGAUUUUUUUUUUUUUAAACAGUGAAAGUCGUUUGGUAAAAAUGUCCAUGGGAUUUCUAGAAAACGGCAGGACAAAGAUGUAAAAAAAGGAACAGGAUGUUUGUUUUUUUGUGUUAAA
Perca fluviatilis (European perch) is the source of this 9753-nucleotide messenger RNA. It is a transcript of the gene trps1, whose product is annotated as trichorhinophalangeal syndrome I. Gene Ontology annotation, cellular component: nucleus. Gene Ontology annotation, biological process: regulation of transcription by RNA polymerase II. The record is from RefSeq and is a predicted model, not a curated record. The transcript is spliced from 11 exons. Gene Ontology annotation, molecular function: RNA polymerase II transcription regulatory region sequence-specific DNA binding; DNA-binding transcription factor activity; zinc ion binding. The coding region runs from base 896 to 5590 and encodes 1564 amino acids. NCBI's taxonomy places the organism in Eukaryota, Metazoa, Chordata, Actinopteri, Perciformes, Percidae.